AUGAUUCUGUGCUGUAAAUGUGGAAUACUUAUCGAGCCGAGACUGAUGAACAUGUGUGACAGAUGUCUUGUAACUGAAGUCACAAUAUCUUCCAAGGUAAAGAGAAAUCUUGUUGUGGAACGCUGCAGAGGCUGCGAGCGGUAUCUUCAGCCUCCAAAGAGUUGGGAGGGAUUUUCUUGGGGAUCGAAGGAGCUUCUUCUUUUUUUGAUAAAGAAGAACAAAACACUCAACGGUCUCUGCAUUGUGGACUCGAAUUUUGUGUACACAGAACCGAAUUCCAAAAGGAUUGUGGUGGCACUCACAGUGUCGGAGUGUGGAGUGGAACAGCCUUUGGAGAUCAAGUAUGUGAUUAAGAACAUGCAGUGUUCGGAUUGUGCAAAGGUGGAGGCAAAGCAGUUCUGGAACAGCCUGGUGCAAGUCCGGCACAGAGGAAGACACAAAAGGAUGAUGAUAUAUCUAGAGCAUCUUGUUCUGAAGAAUAAUGCAUAUGGAGAUACCAGCAAUAUAAAACAAAGAAAAGAAGGACUGGACUUCUAUUAUAUCGAUCGAAAUGCAGCGUCCAGAAUGGUAAGUUUUCUGCAAAGUGUUCUUCCAGUCAAGACCAAGGUAUCUGAAAGGCUGAUAAGCAAGGAUGUUCAUACCAGUAAAUGCAACUACAAGUUCAGCUAUUCUGUUGAGAUUGCACCUCUAUGCAAAGAUGAUUUGGUUGUUGUUGGGAGAAGCCUUUCGCAGAGUCUUGGGAUUGGGAGUCUAGUUCUUGUCCAAAAGAUAGCCACAAGCAUUGUCCUUUUUGAUGUGGGAUUGAUGAAGAGUGUUAGGAUUGCAGGGUCGUUUUACUGGAGUAACCAAGAUGAAUUCAAAGUGCUGAUGAGUUCGAAAGACUUCACUAAAUAUUCUGUUGUGAUGAGGGAUGAAAGAAGAAGGAAAGGAGGAAUAGGAUACGACCUCACUGUGACAUCCGAUGGAAGUGUGUUUUCCGAGGCCAGAUUUCAUCUUGGGAAUGUAGAGGAGGAUGAUGAGAUUCUGGGGUAUGAUCUUCGGCAUUUGAACUUAACUGUGGAGUGUGAAGAGAAACCCGAAGUUGUUCUUGUGAGGAAGAUGCCCCGAGACGAUGUUGUAUGGAAAAUAGAUGUUCCACAAGAAAGCCAAAUGGAGUACAGGUUGUUUGUAGAGGAUGUGGAGAAUGACAAAGAGAUGGUUGAAGGCCUUUGUUUGGUUGAAGAGAAAGGGGGAAUAGACAAAAAAAUAGAGGCAUUCCGAGUUAGCUGA
Encephalitozoon intestinalis ATCC 50506 is the source of this 1269-nucleotide messenger RNA. Its product is annotated as nonsense-mediated mRNA decay protein. The coding region runs from base 1 to 1269 and encodes 422 amino acids. The transcript has a single exon. Gene Ontology annotation, molecular function: ribosomal large subunit binding. Gene Ontology annotation, biological process: ribosomal large subunit export from nucleus. The record is from RefSeq and is a predicted model, not a curated record. Gene Ontology annotation, cellular component: nucleus; cytoplasm. Lineage: Eukaryota; Fungi; Microsporidia; Unikaryonidae.